UCAGACCUUCUCGCCGCGAAGAAGCUCAUUGGUGUGGUCUCGCAUGCGUCCAAAAUGCACCCAUGCCACCAGUGCUCGACAACCCUGGCGGAGAUCAACAAGCCGGCCGGUUACGACUGGCGUAACUUCCGCUACCGAUCACCUGACGUCUUGUUGAAAGCGGCGUUCGAAUAUGAACGCGCUGGACGUGAGCGAAGGCAAGAGCUUGAGGACAGAUACGGUGUGAGAUUCAGUCCUCUCCUACGUCUUCUCGGAGUGGAUCAUGGACAUUCCUCUCCUGUCGACGGGCUUCAUAAUAGCUUCUUGGGAAUCGCCAAAUCUCUCGUAAACAUGCUUCUUCAACGGCGACUCUUUUCACCCUCGUCGCUCGAGGACUACAUCGAGGAUGAAGUGGAUGAAGACGACAGGAUAGCAGCCUUCGUAGCUGUGUUUGAAGAGGCUGUAUACCCCGGUCAUCUCGGUCGUCUGCCUGCCCGGGUGACCAAGCAAUUCGCCACAGAUCGCGAAAAAGCAGGCAGCGGACUCAAGGCUGAUCAGUGGAAACGUAUCAUGCAGCUGCUACCGAUAGCCCUGUUCAUGGCUCUGAAAGGGGAGACCGACCAGAUUCCCGACCGAGACUUAGACAACCCGUCCGAAAUCGACGCAGAAGGAGAAGUCGACGUCCUCGCAAACCUGCCUACGCUCCACGGAGGUAUAGCCCCCUCCCAGAGACCGCAGCCGGACAGGCCCAAGAAAAAGAAGGCAAAGCGGGGCAAGAGACUUGUCGCCGUCGACGAUCUGUCACAAGCAGCCCAGGACAUCAUGGCUAGCGGGGGAAGACUUACGAUAAACUGGCACAUCGCGAUGCACCACGUCGAGACCGUCAAGCGUUACGGUCCCCUUUCAGGCUACAGCACGUAUGCUUUCGAGCGUAACAACGGAAAAUUAGCUAGGGUCAAGAAUAACGGCCAGGAAAAGGACCUCCCGAUCACGUUGAUGAGGUCAUGG
This is a messenger RNA of Filobasidium floriforme, 987 nucleotides long. RefSeq lists its product as uncharacterized. The annotation marks the transcript as partial. The record is from RefSeq and is a predicted model, not a curated record. NCBI's taxonomy places the organism in Eukaryota, Fungi, Basidiomycota, Tremellomycetes, Filobasidiales, Filobasidiaceae. The transcript is spliced from 2 exons.